CGGCCGCAAUUCCAUCGGCUCGGUCAAGCCGGGCUCGAGUCUCCUGGGCGGUCAAGUGAAACGGGAGCUGCCCAUGGACCAUGGCGACCAUGGCGACUACACCGCUCGCCGCGGCAGCUCGCUUUCUACCGUCAAGCCCCCAGACUGCGACAUGGCACUUGACAGCGACGACGAUCGCCCAGAUCUCCGCCGCCCUUCCAUGGCCAACCAUUCGUACGUCCCACGUCCAAAGGACCCGUCGCAAUGCUGACCCGACCCGCCUGCAGUCUCCAGAGCGAGCGCCAGCUCGGCCAGCGGUCCCUCGAAAACUCAUCCCAAGCUUACGACAAGCAGCUGCUCUCCAAGAUCGGUGGGCCCAACACCCCGACCCGCGGCCCGGCUGCCGGCUUCCUCUCGACCAGCGCCCAAGAGGCUGCCUCGAGCCCGCACACGACCCUGAGCAAGCUGAAUGGCCAGCUCAAACCGCUGUCCAUGCCCGAGCGGCGCAUGAACUCGGUAGACCUGUCUGCGACGUCGCGAUGGCCCCCGAGCUCUGGUGCCAUCUCGCCGGGCCAGACGACCUUCCGCAGUCCCAUUUACGACCCCGCCACCGUCGGCGACCACAACCCUGCUCCGCGGCCUUACGGCAGCAUCUCAGGCCUCAGCGCUUACGAUGACGCUGCGUCGCACAGGGGCAGCUAUGACCACGGCGUCUUCUUGGACCCCGACUUCGCCAUGGAGGAGAACGGUAUGCGCGAUCUCAACCUCAACGACCGCAGCCCUGCCGGCUCCGAGGAAUACCAACUCAGCGGUCAGGGCGGUCUCAAGAGACGGGCCUCGUCCCCGCCCACCGAGGCUGCCCGCGAGGACCGUCCCAGCGGAGGCAACGACCUGUACCACCGUCGUUCGGCACAGAUGCUCGUCAACCGCAACUCUCCAAUCUCGCGCUUCCACGCCAACCACUCCUCGGUCUCGUCGACGGCAUCAUCACUGGGGCAGCGCACUGGUUCCCUUGGCUCGUCCUAUGGCCUCUCAAUCGCGAGCAGCGCCACGAGCUACAACACUGAUCGACUGUCGCCUGGCGCGCUGUCGCCGUCGGUCGACGAGUUUGGCCCCGUCUCGCCCUACUCGACCAACCGCUCUCUCAACCCUAGCCCGCGCGGAUCCUUGUCCAAGGCCCACCAGCGCGCGCUGUCGGGCGAGGACGCGAUGCAUAACCGCAAGCUGUCGGUGGAUAGCCUGGCACACUCGCGCCAGAACAGCGUGUCACGGAUUCAGGGACUCUACAUCUGCGAGUGUUGCCCGAAGAAGCCAAAGAAGUUCGACAGCGAGGAGGAGUUGCGGAUCCACGAAAUGGAGAAGCAGUACACGUGCCAAUAUUGCCCGAACCGCUUUAAGAACAAGAACGAGGCGGAGCGGCACCAAAACUCGCUGCAUCUGCGGCGACAUUCGUGGUCGUGCGCGGCGCUGGCGGGCGUGCAGGCAGCCUUCCACCCGUCGACGGUGCACCCCACGACGGCCGACGUCUGUGGGUACUGCGGCGAGGAGUUCCCGAACCCCGCGGAUUGGGACAUGCGCGCCGAGCACCUGAAUCACGUGCACAAGUUCGGCGAAUGCAACCAAGCCAAGAAGUUCUUCCGCGCCGAUCACUUCCGUCAACACCUGAAGCACAGUCACGCAGGCACCAGCGGCAAGUGGACCAACAUGCUCGAGAACGCAUGUAUGAAAGACGAGCCUCCACCAAAGGAGCGCAUCGCGUCUGUGAGCGCGCUGCCGGGCGCGCCCAUGGGCGCUGGUGGCCCUGCGCUGACUGCAGCCGCUGCGCUCAAGCCGGGUGUAAUCAAUGAAUCACGAGAGGAGUCCUAAGGGAGGGGCGUUACAGGGCGAACUUUACUGGCGGUUACUAAGCGAGCAUCUUCUUCAUCGAGCAUUGCCGCGGUGUCAUUAGAACAUCCACAACUCAUCAUUUUCAGCCAAGG
Molecule: messenger RNA, 1958 nt
Organism: Aplosporella prunicola CBS 121167
Lineage: Eukaryota; Fungi; Ascomycota; Dothideomycetes; Botryosphaeriales; Aplosporellaceae
Exons: 2
Coding region: 244-1845 (533 amino acids)
Biological process (GO): regulation of transcription by RNA polymerase II
Cellular component (GO): chromosome
Molecular function (GO): chromatin insulator sequence binding
Source: RefSeq, a predicted model, not a curated record